Messenger RNA from Paralichthys olivaceus (Japanese flounder), 2366 nucleotides. RefSeq names its product 3-oxoacid CoA transferase 1a (gene oxct1a). Gene Ontology annotation, cellular component: mitochondrion. Lineage: Eukaryota; Metazoa; Chordata; Actinopteri; Pleuronectiformes; Paralichthyidae. Gene Ontology annotation, molecular function: succinyl-CoA:3-oxo-acid CoA-transferase activity. Gene Ontology annotation, biological process: ketone body catabolic process. The record is from RefSeq and is a predicted model, not a curated record.
AGCAUGUGCUAGCUCGUCGUUAGCACCGCUGCUGACGUUCUGACUUUUGACGCUCUUGUUCUCCGCUAACCCCCCCCCCCUUCAUCAUCAUCAUCCUCCUCCUCCUCUUCAUCCUCCUCAGUGUGAAUCUCCCAAACAUGGCGGCCCUCAGAGCUGUGUGCAGAGCGGAGCGUCUAUUCCUCAGAAACAUCUCAGGUCCCCGCAGAACCGAAUACAACGACCACCCGGGGAGCAAGACCUGUGGCUGUUACUUUUCCACCUCCAGCCAGAGAAAUUCAGAGUUCUACUCGGACCCUGCAGAUGCAGUAAAAGAUAUCCCCAGUGGAGCUACAAUCCUGGUGGGAGGUUUUGGAUUAUGUGGCAUCCCAGAGAAUCUUAUCAACAGUUUACUGAAGACUGGUGUGAGAGGUCUCACUGCAGUCAGCAACAAUGCAGGAGUGGAUAACUUUGGGCUGGGCCUGCUGCUCAAGACGAAGCAGAUAAAGAGGAUGAUCUCCUCAUAUGUUGGAGAGAAUGCAGAGUUUGAGCGACAGUAUCUGUCGGGGGAGUUGGAAGUGGAACUGACACCACAGGGCACCCUUGCAGAGAGGAUCAGGGCUGGUGGUGCUGGAAUUCCAGCUUUCUUCACCGCCACAGGCUACGGCACACUGAUCCAAGAGGGAGGCUCUCCCAUCAAGUACAACAAAGAUGGCAGCAUUGCCAUCGCCAGUGAGAAAAGAGAGGUCCAGGAGUUCAACAACAGGCACUACAUCAUGGAAAAGGCCAUCACCGGAGACUUUGCAUUGAUCAAGGCAUGGAAGGCCGACAGGGCUGGAAACAUUGUUUUCAGAAAAACAGCCAGAAACUUCAACCAGCCCAUGUGCAAGGCAGCCAAAACCACAAUAGUAGAGGUGGAGGAGGUGGUCGAUGUUGGGACCUUUGCUGAAGAGGACAUCCACAUACCCAGCAUCUAUGUGCACAGAGUUGUCCAGGGAGCCAGCUACGAGAAGAGGAUCGAGAAACGCACAGUAAAGAAAAGUCAGGAACAGAAGCCAAAACCGAAGAAGGACUCGGAUAUUGUUCGGGAGAGGAUCAUUCGCCGAGCUGCUCUGGAGUUUGAAGAUGGGAUGUAUGCUAACCUUGGUAUUGGUAUCCCCAUGUUGGCCAGCAACUUUAUAAAACCAGACAUCACUGUGCACCUUCAAAGUGAAAAUGGGAUUUUGGGACUGGGGCCGUACCCCACUGAGGAUGCAGUGGAUCCAGAUCUGAUCAAUGCUGGAAAGGAGACUGUCACGGUGCUUCCUGGGGCUGCCUAUUUCUCCAGUGAUGAGUCAUUUGCCAUGAUCCGAGGGGGCCACAUCAACCUGACGAUGCUGGGAGCCAUGCAGGUGUCAAAACAUGGAGACCUGGCCAACUGGAUGAUCCCGGGUAAGAUGGUGAAGGGAAUGGGAGGAGCCAUGGAUUUGGUGGCUAGCGCCGGAACCAAGGUGGUGGUCACCAUGGAGCACUCAGCUAAGGGAGGAAAACACAAGAUAUUGGACACGUGUAGCCUUCCAUUGACAGGGAAACAGUGUGUGGAUCGUAUCAUCACAGAGAAGGCUGUGUUUGAUGUGGAUAAGACAAAAGGCCUGAUUCUAAUAGAAGUAUGGGAGGGGCUCACUCCAGAGGAUAUCAAGGCAUGCACUGGCACCGAUUUUGAGGUGUCCCCCAGUCUGAGUGCCAUGCAGCAAAUCUAGAGGAGGAUCUGAGAUGUAUUUUUGAUUUGUGUAAUUUAAUUUUUCUGGCUAAACGGUUAAAGAUUUGCAUGUGAUGGGUCAAAUAAGCUCAUAAACCGAAACUUUAUAGGAACCAAAAUGAAUGAUUCUUUUUUGCAAUCAGGUGUAAAAUAAUUGAUUAGGGAUCAUUACAUGGUUGCCUAUUACACCAUCGAGUUAUUAAGUUAUUCUUAUGUUUUACCGAUGAACAAAAUCAUGCAAUAAAUAAAAACUAAGAUGGAUCAUAUUUGCUGUAGGAUUAAGACAUUGCUAUAAAAAGACACAGAGCUGAAAUGUAAUGUAUAGAAAAAAGCAGUAAUUCAAGAGUUUUCUCAUCUAGAAGAAGGGAGUGUGUAGUUGUACCAUGUGAAAAAAAAAUUAUGCAGCUAAUGUAAGAUAUCUAUUCAUUUGAGAAAUGCAGUAUAUGAAGGAAUGAUAAUCGCCUUUUCCACAGCAAUAUGAGCAAUGUCUAUCUGUCAUUUUUUCCCCCCUCACUCUCAGUUGGUCGUGGAUGUUGAGUUGCUCGGCACGUCAACCAGAAAACAGAAAACCUCAAGAUUUUUCACUCAGACUUUUGCCGUCCCCCUGCCUUUGUGUAAAAUAAAUGGGAAUAUUUGCAGAGUGGAACCAGUA